AUAAAGUUCUUUGUACAAUUUUGUAUUAUCUGCAAUAAAGUGUUUCAAUAAGUAGUUAUACCUAUUAUAAUAUAUACCUACUACCAGCAUAAAUCAAUGAUUCUGUGCUGAUGAUGAUUGAAGUCAGUGAAUUUUAUGAAACUGCUUAAAUACUUGCUGCUCUUUCAGCAAUUUUUGAAUCGAGAUCACCCCGCUUUUCGGAUGGCAUACUUACAAAGAAAUUAUUAAGGAAGAACAAGCAGGUUUACCGUAGAGAAUCGGAUAAGGCUAAAACCGAUGGUAAAGGGGAUAGUAAGCUUCCUUACUGCACCGAUAUGGAAAAAGCGAAGGAUGGUCCAACCGAUGUCAAAUUGCCUUACUGCACUGACUCAGAUAAAGCGAAGGAUGGUCCAACCAAUGUCAAAUUGCCUUACUGCACUGACUCAGAUAAAGCGAAGGAUGGUCCAACCGAUGUCAAAUUGCCUUACUGCACUGACUCAGAUAAAGCCCAGGAUGGUCCAACCAAUGUGAAAUUGCCUUACUGCACUGACUCAGAUAAAGCGAAGGAUGGUCCAACCAAUGUCAAAUUGCCUUACUGCACUGACUCAGAUAAAGCGAAGGAUGGUCCAACCAAUGUCAAAUUGCCUUACUGCACUGACUCAGAUAAAGCGAAGGAUGGUCCAACCAAUGUCAAAUUGCCUUACUGCACUGACUCAGAUAAAGCCCAGGAUGGUCCAACCAAUGUCAAAUUGCCUUACUGCACUGACUCAGAUAAAGCCCAGGAUGGUCCAACCAAUGUCAAAUUGCCUUACUGCACUGACUCAGAUAAAGCGAAGGAUGGUCCAACCAAUGUCAAAUUGCCUUACUGCACUGACUCAGAUAAAGCCCAGGAUGGUCCAACCAAUGUCAAAUUGCCUUACUGCACUGACUCAGAUAAAGCGAAGGAUGGUCCAACCAAUGUCAAAUUGCCUUACUGCACUGACUCAGAUAAAGCCCAGGAUGGUCCAACCAAUGUCAAAUUGCCUUACUGCACUGACUCAGAUAAAGCCCAGGAUGGUCCAACCAAUGUCAAAUUGCCUUACUGCACUGACUCAGAUAAAGCGAAGGAUGGUCCAACCAAUGUCAAAUUGCCUUACUGCACUGACUCAGAUAAAGCGAAGGAUGGUCCAACCAAUGUCAAAUUGCCUUACUGCACUGACUCAGAUAAAGCGAAGGAUGGUCCAACCAAUGUCAAAUUGCCUUACUGCACUGACUCAGAUAAAGCGAAGGAUAGUCCAAGCGAUGCCAAAUUGCCUGACUCAGAUAAAGAUAAUAAUGAAGUCCCGACGACGUCAAAACCUAAGAUUAAACCGGACAAACCAGCGAAAACCGAUGCGGAAAGUAAGCUACCAGACGGUACUGAAGGUGCACCAGAGUCAGAGGGUGUUGGUCAAGAAGAAGAUAAAGACCCUGAUAUUGAUAAUAAUGAAGUCCCGACGACGUCAAAACCUAAGAUUAAACCGGACAAACCAGCUAAACCCUAUAAGCUACCAUCCUGUUCGGAAGUAGAUCAAGCGAAAACCGAUGCGGAAAGUAAGCUACCAGACGGUACUGAAGGUGCACCAGAGUCAGAGGGUGUUGGUCAAGAAGAAGAUAAAGACCCUGAUAUUGAUAAUAAUGAAGUCUCGACGGCGUCAAAACCUAAGAUUAAACCGGACAAACCAGUGGAAGUUUUCUGGCGCCUCGGAGUGGUGCCCUAUUACUUGAACCCCAAUACUUAUGACGCGCUGGUUUCCCGCCGAGUGAAGAGUGUGAUGAACUACCUGGAGUCGACGACUUGCGUCAAGUUCAGUGAGCUGGCGGGCGAGCCCGACGAGGCCAUAUCCUGGCUGAACUUCGACAACCCUGACCGAGCCCGCAAGUGUGUGUACCAACCCGAUGUCAAGUACAGCGGCGAGAUUCUUCUAGUUCUCGGGUUUGACUGCCUGAAGUGGCGCCAGAUCCUGCAAACAAUCCUCCGUGGUCUGGGCCUGCGUUUCGAGGUCUCCCACCCGAGGCGAGACGACUAUGUCAGGAUCAUCUGGGACAACAUACAGCCAGAAUACCGAGAGUUGUUCCGCAUAGACCACGCGGGCAAGGACCGCCCUCAAUACGCGAUGGAUUACGACCCGCUCAGCGUCCUGCACUUCCACGACCGAGCCUUCAGCCGCAACGGACAAGCCACCAUCAUGCCGCUGGUACCAGAACUUCAAAUAAGACCUUCGGAGAUGCUGUCUCAAAUGGACAUGGCCAAGAUCGAGCUCAUCUUCCACCGGGAGUGCAACCGCCGGAGUGUGGGCGAGAUCGUGGACACGUGCCAGACACAGGAGUAGUUGCAAUAGAUAGUAGUAUGAGUAAAUGUUUCCUUGAUUGUACCUGGUGGAGAUCAUGGAAUGAAAUAAACUGUGCUUGAAAUAUGGUUGAAAUUGAAUUUGAU
Messenger RNA from Plutella xylostella (diamondback moth), 2434 nucleotides. Lineage: Eukaryota; Metazoa; Arthropoda; Insecta; Lepidoptera; Plutellidae. The record is from RefSeq and is a predicted model, not a curated record.